UGUGAUAUAUGGACCACGCCCUCCUCGCAUGGGCGGAGCGCCAUGCGAGGAGGGCGAUCCGCAAAGGUCAUUGUGCCAUUUGAAUUGCACUCGGCCAUGCCUUCUCACCAACCCGCUAAGCUUGUUCCGCAGAAAUUGCGCAGGAACGAACGGGAACGCAAACGAGUCGAUCAGGUGAACCAAGGCUUCAAUCAACUCCGCCACCGGGUACCACGACCUCACGGCUCCAAGCAAAAACUGUCAAAAGUGGAGACACUGCGCGAAGCUGCCAGAUACAUUGAACAACUGCGAGCCAUGCUUCAACAAACUCCCUACGAAGUUCAACCCACACAACGAGUUUCCUUCCCACCGCAGCAGCAGCACUAUUAUUCAGCUAAUGAUCUCUCACCAUAUUAUCCAAAUGCUCACACUCAAGCUGAGAUUUCACCUUCUUCAUCCUAUUACAGUGACUCUUCAUUUGAAGAGCAAAAGUAUUGCAAUUUUAUGCAACAUUGAUUUUCUUUCAUAGAAAAUGUCUUAACGACGUUUUAGAAUUUAUUUAGCUAUUUUAUUCUUAUAAUGUUUUCAGUCACUGUGAUCGGGUUUGUUU
Cylicocyclus nassatus is the source of this 589-nucleotide messenger RNA. Lineage: Eukaryota; Metazoa; Nematoda; Chromadorea; Rhabditida; Strongylidae. The record is from the annotation of a GenBank genome assembly.